AUGCCAACACCACCUCCACCACACCCGACACGGUCAUUACGAAAUAGUUUAUAUCCCGGAAUGGAACAGCUAGUAGAAGCAACCAAGAGCGGCAACUCCAACACCCCACUCCGGCAACCAGUAGCUACUGACGACGAGGACGCCCACGAGGAAAGUGAUACCUCAUUCUCGCGUGUAACAGUUCGCGAUACCCGCAGCCAGCGUACCUAUAGCUCGGUACAAGGAGCGGAAAGGAGCGAGGACCAAGAGGAACUCAUUGUUAACAUACGGGAACAGGUCAUUGCUGCUAUUAAACUGGAAGUGCCAGAACUGAUAAAGACUAUCAUAAAAAACGAAUUUUCUCCCCUAAAGAACGAUUUUCGAGAGCUCUGCAAAUCCUUUGACUUUUUGAGUGGUAAAUACGAUGAAUUGUGCAAAUCUAUUAGCACUAUUACUGAGGAGAAUAUUCAACUAAAGAAAACGAAUCUUGAGCUUCAAACCUCAUUUGCUCAACUCUCGUCUCGUGUAAAUGAUCUCGAACAACAUCUGAGAGAGAACAAUCUGGAGAUACACGGCGUGCCUGAGAGUCGGAGCGAGAAUAUACCAUCAAUUUUACAACAGUGUGCUUCAACUGUGGGUCAUCAAGUAGGCGACACAGAUAUUGUCAACUACACAAGAGUAGCCAGACAAAAUAAGGAUAGUCAACGACCUCGGGCUAUCAUAGUUAAGUUUCGGAGUGUGAGGUGUCGUGACGAGUUUUAUUCCGCAGUGCACAGAUUCAACAAAUCUAAUCCUAAAGAAAAGCUAAAUACUACGCAUUUGGGAUUUGGAACUGUUAAGACACCAGUCUAUGUUUCCGAGCACUUAUCGCCAGAAAAUAAGUCACUGCACGCUGCCGUGCGUAUAGCCGCCAAAGAGAAGGGGUACAAAUUUGUUUGGGUGCGAGGUGGCCGCAUUUACAUCAGAAAGACCCCUGACUCACAGUAUAUUUUAAUAAAAAACAGAGACAGCUUAAAAUACAUUAUUUAA
Hyposmocoma kahamanoa is the source of this 1008-nucleotide messenger RNA. RefSeq lists its product as uncharacterized. NCBI's taxonomy places the organism in Eukaryota, Metazoa, Arthropoda, Insecta, Lepidoptera, Cosmopterigidae. The record is from RefSeq and is a predicted model, not a curated record. Bases 1 to 1008 code for a protein of 335 amino acids. The transcript is spliced from 2 exons.